Messenger RNA from Scatophagus argus, 3056 nucleotides. RefSeq lists its product as uncharacterized. The record is from RefSeq and is a predicted model, not a curated record. Gene Ontology annotation, biological process: proteolysis. Lineage: Eukaryota; Metazoa; Chordata; Actinopteri; Scatophagidae. Bases 115 to 1878 code for a protein of 587 amino acids. Gene Ontology annotation, molecular function: serine-type endopeptidase activity. The transcript is spliced from 10 exons.
UGGUGAAAACAGGUGAGGCGCUGGGUGUGUCCCUGAACAGGUCUGCCGGGGAGGAGAGAGGGAGGAGAGGAGGAGGAGAGAGGAGGUUAUUUAUGCCGCGGCACAUCGGCGGACAUGGACUCAGUCAUGGCUCUCAUCAAAGUGAUCUGUGUGGCGACUCUGCUGACUCUCCUGACACAAGAGUCUCACUCACAACUGAAUGUGUGUGGCAAGCCUCCGCUCAACACCAGGAUCGUCGGCGGACAGGUGGCCCCUGAAGGCAGCUGGCCCUGGCAGGCCAGUCUGCACCGAGGUGGGCACUUCUGUGGAGGUUCCCUCAUUAACAACCAAUGGGUGCUGACUGCUGCUCAUUGCUUCCCCAGCACCAGCACAAGUGGACUGAUUGUGUAUCUGGGUCGCCAGAGUCAACAGGGAUUGAACCCUAACGAGGUGUCUCGGACCGUAGCACAAAUCAUCAGACAUCCCAACUACAACUCGAACACUAACGACAACGACAUCGCCCUCCUGAGGCUCUCCUCAACCGUGACCUUCACCAACUUCAUCCUGCCGGUGUGCCUGGCCGCCCCGGGCAGCACCUUCUUCAGCGGCACCGACUCCUGGGUCACCGGCUGGGGCAACAUCGGAUCUGGAGUUCCGCUUCCUUCCCCACAAAAUCUGAUGGAGGUGGAGGUGCCGAUCGUGGGGAACAGGCAGUGUAACUGCGACUACGGGGUGGGCUCAAUCACGGACAACAUGAUCUGCGCUGGGCUUCGCACCGGAGGGAGGGACUCGUGUCAGGGGGAUUCAGGUGGUCCGAUGGUGAGCAAGCAGAACGGUCGCUGGAUCCAGGAGGGAGUCGUGAGCUUUGGAAAUGGGUGCGCCCUGCCUAAUUUCCCUGGAGUCUACGCCCGAGUGUCCCAGUACCAGUCCUGGAUCAACAGUCAGAUCACCAGCAACCAGCCGGGCUUCGUCACCUUCACGUCCACUGGGACCGACAGCGACCUCAGUGUCACCUGCAGCGGGUUGCCACCAGCACCAACCACCGUCCCUCCAACAACCACAGCCAAGCCUGUGGUCUGCGGUCAAGCCCCAAUGAAUUCACGCAUUCUGGGAGGAAGCUCGGUGGCAUCUGCUGGCAUUUGGCCAUGGAUGGCAAGCCUGCAGAAGAAUGGAAAUCAUACGUGCGGGGGGACUCUGGUGUCCCUGGACGCUGUGCUGAGCAACGCCGACUGCUUCUCAAGUUCUCCCGUACCUUCUGAAUGGACUGUGGUUUUGGGUCGCUUGAAACAGAAUGGAUCCAAUCCCUUUGAGGUGACACUGAAUGUGACAAAUAUCACUCUGAGCAACCUCACUGGGUCUAACGUAGCAGUGCUGCAGCUGGCAACGCAGCCCACCCUGUCCGACUACAUCCAGCCCAUCUGCCUGGACAGCGGACGGACCUUCACUGUGGGCUCCACGUGCUGGGCUGCUGGCUGGAGCUCCGGACGAGGAGGGGAGGAACAAGUUCUGCAGGAGUUCCAGACCUCAGUGGUGAACUGUGGGAACACAUCAUCGAGUGACAACAUUUGCACAGGUUCCUUUACACUGGAGCAGGGAGAUUCUGGCGGCCCGUUGAUGUGUAAGCUGGACGGCUCUUGGUUCCAGGCAGCCGUGCUACCAAUGGCGAACAACACCACCAUUCAAACACGAGAGUCAAUGAUGGUCUUCACCAAGCUGAGCGUCUUUGAGAGAUUCCUGGCUGCGACACUGGGAACGUUCUUAUCUCCAUCCUCCAACGUCAACAGCACCUCCACGCCGACCAGCAUGGCCACCACCUCUGGGGCCACUUCUGCCCACUCGCCCUUCCUCUUCUUUGUCCAUCUCCUCGUCCUCUCCGCCUGUCUCCCCCUCUUCUCGUAGAAACUUGAUCUGUAAAUAGUGAUUUACGUGAUGUCAUGAGCUCAGAUGAAUAUAAGCAACCUUGACUUUGAGGGACAACGUCAGCUUUAAGCUGCAUCAACUAAUCAUUGACUUGAUUCCUUCUCUGUUGGUGAGCAGCAGAGUAGUGAAGCUGGCAGGGUUUUGUGAGGCAGUUCUGUUCAACAGGACACUCAAACAUCAAGCACUUCCAUUCUGCCUUUCACACUGCAUAUUCAUCACCCUGGGCUGUUAGCUGGCCCUGAAGCACACACUGGUAACCAGGGGCCGACCCUGAGGCUGUUCCAAGAACCUGAAACAAGUCCACUUUCUUUUUGCUUCAGGCACCUAAGACUACCAUGACCUGGAUGACUGAGAACCUUCACAGACAACUCGCAUGCUGAUUGAUGGUUCAGCUGCACAGACAGCUGGUUAACCCACACUGUGGAGCGACUGACCAUGAAUCAGCCUUAAGCCCCGGGCUCCAUAAGUCAGUCUGCACGUUCACUGGCACACGCCGCAAAUGUCGUCAUGCAGGAUGAGGUUUUACUGUGGCCCUGCUGCAGGGUCAGCAUGCCUUAGACUAGAGUCUAAAGGGCCAGUGAGGGAGAGCUUCAUUAGCCCUGUGCUGAAUGCAGUGUGAAAGGCUGACUGUGAACACAAGGCUGUGACCCCGUCGUUCACAAGGGGGUCAGGCAGGAACUGCUCAACGCUCAGCCCGCUUCACUACUCUGUAAUGAAACAUGAUUGAUCUCUGUUAUCAUAAGCUUGACUUUUCUUUUUUUGGACAUUAAGUGCAUCCAGUGUAAUGUGAAAGGUGUGAAAUGAAGACGUUUUUAAAGAAGUACUGAACAGAUGUAUGAAAGCAGCCUCGCUGUUCAUGGUUUUUGAAGCAACACGGACUGUUGGGAUAUCUGCACCUUGUCGAUUUUUAAUCAACACAAUGUUAAAUCUGUGCACUCUUUGUUAUAUAUUUUAACUGCUGAAAUUAGUUGCUCCUUCUCCACAACAGGAUUAGAUUGGAAAAUAAACCUAAAGAUAUCUGAGCAACACAGUAACCUGACCGGCCUGUCCAUCAUCUACCUCAUGUUGUCAUGCACCAUAAAGAGCGACUGUACUAUCUGAAGGGAAUAACUGUAAUGAACUUUAAACCUUUAAAUGAAGUGAAAAUCCUUUUUCGA